UUUCUUGUAUUCUGCUUCAAUUCUUCUGUGUGUUAAAAGUUGGAUAUAACUUUCAUCAUUACUUUUCUAUAUUUGCUACUUUUUAGAUUCUUGGACUCUUUCAUUUUCAUAGUUAGUGGGGUUUUAAAUUUCUUUGAAAGUAUGCAGAUGAUUCCACUAUGAGGCUGUGUUUGGAUAUGACAAUGCUAUCAGGAAACCAUUGUAAUUUGUGGCUAGGAAUUCAAAAUCAUCCUUCCAGAGGAAGAUUUAACCAGAUUAUAUGUCCAGGAUCUGGCCCAUAUAUUCCUUCUAGAGGUUCAUUUUUUUACCAUGGUCAAUGUCUUGCUGGUAGUUCUCAUCAAAGUGCCAGGAGAUGUAGGCCUAUUUUUUCAAGUACAGUGGACGAUGGUAUGGAUCCAGAUGAUUCAGAAGAUGGAAUUGACAAGAAACAACCUUCUAAUGGUGAAUUAGGAGGGGUUAAUAGUGAAAUGAUCAGAGAGAAUCUUGAAAGAAUUGUUGGCUCAGAUGAUUCUACCUUUAGCGGGUUAGACCUUGCAACUCUUAUUAGGAACAAGUAUGGGAGAUCCUAUGAUGUUCUACUAAUAAAGAAGGAGUUUAUGGGAAGAAAUCUACUUGCUUUAAAUGUCAUGUGGAAGUACAUGGAGCAGAGAUCCUUUCCGCUGACUGAAGAAGAGUAUUUGCUGAGGCUUGAUGAUGUUGCAAACACAUUGAAAUGUUGGGGAGCCAUCUCACAUAUUCGGAACAGCCUGGAAAAACUGAAAGAGAGGCCUCGGAUUGGCAAGGCAGUUAGCAUUUUCAUAGACAUGGAUGAGUCUGGGGGUCGCUCAAAUGAAUGGAUUUACAAGUAGAUGCUUGUGCUCCUGCAAUUUCUCCAUACGAACGACAUCCUUUGCUGUCACCAACUUUCAAAGUUGAAGGUCUAUUUUAGUCACUCUUUGAUCCGCAGGAACUAUGGUAUAGCAGCAGCACAAAGACAUGGAAGUAUGCUACCUUCUAAGUUCUACAUACAUACCGGUAAUGGCAUACCAAAAAUGCAUACGAUCUUUUGUAAAAAUUUCAUCAAUCUAGUCUCUCUUUAUAUCAAA
Molecule: messenger RNA, 1085 nt
Organism: Vitis vinifera (wine grape)
Lineage: Eukaryota; Viridiplantae; Streptophyta; Magnoliopsida; Vitales; Vitaceae
Exons: 6
Coding region: 159-848 (229 amino acids)
Source: RefSeq, a predicted model, not a curated record